Messenger RNA from Vicia villosa (hairy vetch), 2235 nucleotides. RefSeq lists its product as uncharacterized. The coding region runs from base 1 to 2235 and encodes 744 amino acids. The transcript has 4 exons. The record is from RefSeq and is a predicted model, not a curated record. Lineage: Eukaryota; Viridiplantae; Streptophyta; Magnoliopsida; Fabales; Fabaceae. Gene Ontology annotation, molecular function: nucleic acid binding; RNA-DNA hybrid ribonuclease activity.
AUGAAAGAUCUUCGUCCUAUCUCUCUGUGUAAUGUAGUGUACAAGCUGGUUGCCAAAAUGCUAGCCAACAGAUUGAAACUUGUGUUGUAUAAAUGUGUCUCGGAGGAACAGUUGGCGUUUGUUGAAGGCCGGUCCAUCAUUGAUAAUGCUUUGGGUUCUACGGAGAUUAUUCAUGCCUUAAAGAGAAAGACAAGUGGUAAUACUGCCCAUUUGGCUUUAAAGAUUGAUAUUAGCAAAGCUUACGAUAGAGUGGAUUGGGGGUUCCUUCGUGCUAUUCUUCUUAGAUUGGGCUUUGAUGAGAGAUGGAUACAUUGGCUUAUGAUGUGUGUGACUUCGGUGCAUUAUUCUGUUCUUGUUAAUUCGGAUAGGGUUGGACCAAUUAUUCCAGGAAGAGGUCUGAGGCAAGGAGAUCCCCUUUCUCCAUAUCUAUUCAUCCUCGUGUCUGAAGGACUUUCUGCUCUUAUUAAAGGAGCUGUUUCUCGAGGAGAUCUUCAUGGAGCACAUAUAUGCAGGAGGGCACCUAGUGUGGCAAAUCUGGUGGAGGUGACAAACCUUAUGAAUAUUCUUAAUACUUAUACUGAGGCGACAGGUCAGGAGAUCAAUUUGGCUAAGUCUGAAGUGUUUUUUAGCCGUAAGUUGAGUGGUCCGGCCCAGGAGGAUCUAGCCAGAUUAAUGGGGGUAAAACAUGUAAUGGGCACAGGAAUGUAUUUGGGGUUACCUUCGAUGAUCGGAAGAAGUAAGAAAGCGGUGUUCUCUUUUAUCAAAGAUAGAAUUUGGAAACGCAUCAAUACUUGGAGUGGUAGAUCUUUGUCAAGAGCAGGGAAGGAGGUUAUGAUUAAAUCAGUUCUCCAGUCAAUACCGGCCUAUAUUAUGAGUGUUUAUUUGAUUCCGGAUGGGGUGGUGAAUGAUAUUGAAAGAAUGCUUAAUUCGUUUUGGUGGGGAGGUGGUCGUAACAACAAAGGUAUUAGGUGGUUGGCUUGGGAUAGGAUGACUAGUUCGAAAAGUGAAGGAGGUAUGGGUUUUAGGGAUUUUAAAGCUUUUAACAUGGCUAUGGUUGCAAAGCAAGGGUGGAAUAUUGUGUCAAAACCUGACACUCUUGUGGCUAGGAUCUUUAAAGCAAGGUAUUUUCCUAAUUCCUCUUAUCUUGAUUCUAAGAUCGGUAACAAUCCAAGUUAUGCUUGGCGGAAUUUGUGGAAGGCUAAGGAAGUCCUAAGAAUUGGUAGUCAGUGGAGUAUUGGAAGUGGGAGUAGUAUAAAGGUGAUGUAUGAUCCGUGGAUCCGUGAGAAAGAUGGAUGGUGGGCAAACGGUCCGCAAUGUCAAAAUGUGUAUAACCUCUUUGUUAAGGAUCUUAUGCUUCCAACCAUCAAGCAGUGGGAUGUUAUUAAGGUAAAACAACUUUUCGACAAUGAAGGGGCUGAAGCCAUUCUUAGAGUUCCCUUAGUGGAGGAUGUAGUGAACGACAGGUUGAUUUGGCACGAGGAGGAGAAUGGAGAGUAUAGUGUGAAAUCGGGUUAUAAACUGUGGAAAGGUUGGCUUAGUAGUACUCGGCAACACGGUAUGGAGAGUAGGUGGAAGAAUAUUUGGAGUAUUACAGCGCCACCUAGAGCUAAGCAUUUACUUUGGAGAAUCUGUAAUGGAUGCCUCCCAACGCGCUUAAAGCUUCAACAACAUCAUGUUCAGUGCCCGUCUGUAUGCCCUUGGUGUGAGGUGGAUGUUGAAGAUGAGUGCCGUGAGGAUCGUAGGGAUGCGGGUAGAUUUGCUGUUUUGUUGGAGGUGCUUUGGAGGAGUAGGAAUAAUGUGGUUUCAGUAGUGUGCAUGGUACUACAAAUAAAGGGUGGUGUUUUAGGGAUCACUUGGGGAGAUUUGUUUCAGCAGGUGUGUCCUGGGAUGCGGGGUUUUUUUUCCGUGAUUGAAGCGGAAACUAUCGCCUUGAAGGAAGCUAUCCAGAAUACGAUUUUCCUCCAUCUAUCUCAUGUUAUUUUUGAAAGUGACUAUCAACUUAUCAUUAAGUCUAUUCACGAUUCAAAAGUGGGUAGUUCUGAAUUUAGUGUUAUUAUUAAUUCUAUUCGGCAGUUAUUAGCUUUGUUUCCGAACUUUGAGGUAAAGUUCAUUAGGCGCCAAGCGAAUUUGGUUGCUCAUGCUUUAGCUAAGGCGGCCAAUUCUUGGGCUAGGCGUAGCUUCAUUAAUAGUGUACCUCCUUGUAUUGAACCUUAUUUGUUGAAUGAUAUCAGUUAA